This is a messenger RNA of Dibothriocephalus latus, 204 nucleotides long. The record is from the annotation of a GenBank genome assembly. Lineage: Eukaryota; Metazoa; Platyhelminthes; Cestoda; Diphyllobothriidea; Diphyllobothriidae.
AUGGGCGACGAAUACCAACAAUUUUACGAAGCCGAAGAAGAUGAUACUGCUGCUAACAAGUCGUGUACACCAGCCGAUCCUGACGAGCAUCAUUUUUUUCAGAUAUCCGUUAAGCUACCCCAGUACGAGGUUCGCGAUCCAACUGUCUGGUUCAAAAAAGCCGAGGCCGUUUUCGCCUCACGUCAGCUUACUAGCGAGCUUACG